This is a messenger RNA of Aspergillus calidoustus, 2359 nucleotides long. NCBI's taxonomy places the organism in Eukaryota, Fungi, Ascomycota, Eurotiomycetes, Eurotiales, Aspergillaceae. The record is from the annotation of a GenBank genome assembly.
CCUCGCCUCCCCAUCCCCGAUAGCCUCGAAACAAGCCAUGGUCUAGCCACAAUGCACGCAUGCGAGCGCUGCUACUCGCGAAAGACAAAGUGCGACCGCCGCCUCCCACAAUGCACCUCGUGUAUCAAAAGCAAAUCAUCCUGCCGCUACCAGAACAAGCGGCGCGAUCGCCAGCUGCAGCAGGGGUACAUCAAGUCGGUCGAGACACGCUUGAAACUGUUGGAGCAGGAAAAUGAGGAACUUCGACGAAACUCAGCGACUCGUGUGUCGGUCAUUGAUCAGGAUAGCCUGAUUCCGAGCCAGUCGCCCGAGUCGAUUCGCGACUCUACCCAGCAUCAACGGGUCGACGCGCAUCAGUCACCUGUACGAUCAGGCGGUCCGCUCCAGCAGUCUCCCAGCGAGGAGGCUCGGUAUCUAGGGUCCAGCAAUGGGGUAGAUUUUGUGGAUGUCGUCGAACGAGUCGUCGAGUCCUCUUCGCAGAGCACAGGCGGGCUUUUUGGCAGAGUGACCGAUUCUCACCGUGCGCCGGACCGAGUGGAGCUGCCUUGUAUCUCUGAGCCUGUGGCGCUGAUUGACCAUGCAAUUGCGAUGCCUCUAAUAGAGUCUUACUUUGAGCACUGGCACUUGACCUUUCCGCUCCUCUACCGGCCAGCCUUUAUGGAGAUGGUGCGGCACAUGUACGCCGACCCGCGGAUCUACCAGCAAGAUGCCGCCGGUGCGUUUGCGUUUGAUAUUGUGCUGGCGCUGGGCUCUGUUCCGUCCACGAGGGCCGAAUGGGGAUUCGGUCACGCUGAAUCACACUUUGCGCGGGCAUUGACGAGGUUGGAGAGGGUAUCUAGUUUCCGCGACAUUAGAUCCUUGCAGGCUCUGCUUCUCUACUGCAAGUAUGGAAUUCACGCGAGUCUGCGCGAUACAUCGAGUGAGAUGUGGGAGGCUUUGGGGAAGGCGACGAGGUUAUGUGUGGAGAUUGGGCUGCAUCAUAAUCCGUCGACGACUUCUUCACGUUGUAAACUGCAUAUUACGGGACAGAUCUCUCCUGGUGUGCAGGUUGAGAUGCAGCGACGAUGUUUUUGGUGCUACUAUAAUCUGGACAGAAUUGUCAACAUUUCGCUUGGACGACCCCUCGCUCUGCACGACGACGACAUCCACGUCCCUCUGCCGUCAGCAGCAGACGAUGAGACCCUCGGCCAGGUCUCCCCCACUACACUUCCCCAACAAACAACAUCCCCUUUCCUCCAACACACCCAACUCCGCCGAAUCCAGUCGAAAAUCCACCGAUGCAUGUACACCAGUCGCUUAACGCAAGAACUCCCCCUAACCCAACGCCAAGCCAUCCGCAGAGAAAUCUUCGACGAGCUCCAAGCCUGGCGUCAAAACAUCGCUCGCCUCCCACUAAGCCCCCUCGACAACUCGCACCCAAUAUCAUCAUCCUACCUCCACCCAAGCUGGUACCAAGCCCUCUACCACAGCGGCUGCCUCCUGCUCUUCCGACCCUCCGCUACAUUCCCCGCAAUGGAGGGUCUCGAGUCGGACCACGACAACGACGACGUCCUGCAGAUCAUCUGGACAUCCUCGCGACUCGUCCUGUCCAAAUACUCCGAACUGCUACGCGCGCGACACCUGAACUACUCUUGGGUCUGUCUAUAUACGAUCUUCAUGGCUGGUCUAGCAAACGUCUACAGCGUUGGAUGCUGCGCGCGGAGGAGGAAGCGCGGGGAAGUAGCUUUUCUCCCGUCCUUCUGGGACGUGGUCUCUGAUUUCCGCGACUACUCGAACAUCAUGACGGCAAUUUGCGAGCGGUGGGCGGAUGCUCGCGGGUCAAGGGAGAUUUUUAAUUCGCUCAGUCAGAGUGCGUUGAAGGAGUUGGCUGGGCCGAGUUUUCGGGGGGAUGUUUCUAGGGCGGAGCCUUCUGGGCAAGGGAAUGGAAAUGGAAAUGCAGCUGGACAGGGGGUUCCGGGUGGGACGCCGUCGAUGUUGCAGACGGAGCAGCCCUUCGCUUCGGGCUUUGUUGACGGGAGCAUUUCUUUGGAUCAUCUACCAGAGGAUGGGUUUGCGGAGUUUGAGCCCGCGUUCGAUUUCCAGCAGAUGUUCCAGGAGAUGCAGAGCAGUAUUAAUACAGGCGGGUAUGGGCAAACAGACGAGGUGAUGUUGGGUUUCUCGCAGGAGUGGUUUGAGAGGUGAUCUUGUCUAUCUUAUCUUCAGUUGACCCAUUUAGCCACUAUUGAACUUGAAUAGUCUAGAUUUAAUCUAAAUCACUUUGUCCUUUCGGAGCUUAGAGACGUCUUCGGCUGAUAGGCCCAGCUCCUUGAGUACCUCCUCGGUAUGUUGCCCCAGAGCUGGCGGACCCUCACGAAUUGAG